UUAUUAGUGUGGGACGUACCCAUAUUGUACACUGGAAUGCACUGUAGGUGGCAGCAUAGCCCACGACCAGUGGUAGGUUUCCAGGACAGUACACACGAAGAAGACAUUGCAAAAGUCGCCCUUUUCUUAACGGUGGGACUCCUCUUCGCCAUCAACAUGUCGGGUAGUGGUCCAGCAGUGCGUGUCAGCAUCGAGUCGUCCUGCGAGAAGCAGGUCCAGGAGGUGUCUUUGGAUGGCAUGGAGACAUAUGUCCCUCCCUUGUCUAUGUCCCAGAACCUGGCCAAGCUAGCCCAGAGGAUCGACUUUGGCCAGGGAUCAGACUCCGAUGAAGAAGGGGUGGAAACAGAGCCCAGGGACCCCCAGGAGUGGGGGAAGCAAGAGCCAGAGGAGGAUGAAGCCACAGUGAAGUUCCAGCCGUCCUUGUGGCCCUGGGACUCUGUGCGUAACAACCUCCGCAGCUCCCUGACAGAGAUGUGUGUGCUAUACGACGUCCUCAGCGUAGUCAAGGAGAAGAAGUACAUGGCCCUGGACCCAGUGUCCCAGGACCCCUCAGCCGGAAAGACGCCACAGGUGUUCCAGCUCAUCAGUAAGAAGAAGUCUUUGGCCACAGCAGCUCAGCUGCUCCUGAAGGGGGCAGAUAAACUAAGCAAGUCAGUGGCAGAGAACCAGGAGAACAGGAGACAGAGAGACUUCAACUCAGAGCUGCUGCGGCUCCGCUCGCAGUGGAAACUACGCAAAGUAGGAGACAAGAUCCUGGGAGACCUCAGCUACAGGAGCGCAGGAUCCUUGUUUCCUCAUGCCGGAACCUUUGAGGUGAUAAAGAACACAGACAUCGACCUGGACAAGAAGCUCCCGGAGGAUUACUGUCCACUGAACGUCCAGAUCCCCAGUGAUCUGGAGGGAUCAGCUUACAUCAAAGUUUCAAUCCAGAAACAAGCCCCUGACAUAGGUGACCUAGGCACUGUGAGUCUGUUCAGGAGGCAGCCUAAAGCUAAAGCAGGCACUCAGCCGUGGCAUGUGAAGCUGGAAGCUGCCCAGAAUGUGCUGCUCUGUAAGGAGAUUUUUGCCCAGCUGUCCCGGGAGGCGGUUCAGAUCAAGUCCCAGAUCCCCCACAUCGUAGUCAAGAACCAGAUCAUUUCUCAACCCUUCCCAGGUCUCCAGUUGUCCAUUUCUCUGUGUCACUCCACUGGAGAGAAGAAGAACCAGAGGGCGUCACCAGAGAAACCUAAACCCGACGACCACCUCUACGUUUUAGAACACAACCUGCACCAACUCAUGAGAGAGUUCCACAAGCAGACCCUGAGUUCGAUAGUGAUGCCCCAUCCGGCUAGUGCCCCCUUUGGCCACAAAAGGCAGCGUAUGGCAGGGCCCAUGGCCUAUGACAAGGCUGAGAUCUCCAACCUGCAGCAGAAUGAGGGCCUACUGGAGAAGAUCAUCAAACAGGCCAAACACAUCUUCCUACGCAGCAGGACGGCGCGGACCAUCGACAGCCUGGCCAGCCGUAUAGAAGACCCCCAGAUCCAGGCCCACUGGUCCAACAUCAACGACGUGUACGAGUCCAGUGUCAAAGUCCUCAUCACCUCCCAGGGUUACGAGCAGAUCUGCAAGUCUAUCCAGCUGCAGCUGAACAUAGGGGUUGAGCAGAUACGAGUGGUGCACAGGGACGGCCGUGUCAUCACACUCUCUCACCAGGAACAGGAGUUGCAGGACUUCCUUCUCUCCCAGAUGUCUCAGCACCAGGUCCAUGCGGUACAGCAGCUGGCUAAGGUGAUGGGUUGGCAUGUUCUGAGCUUCAGUAACCAUGUGGGCCUGGGCUCUGUGGAGAGCAUCGGUAAUGCCUCGGCCAUCACCGUCGCCUCCUCCAACGGGGAAUACGCCAUCUCAGUGCGUAAUGGUCCAGAGAGUGGCUGUAAGGUCCUGGUCCAGUUCCCACGCAGCCAGAGCAAGGAGCUGCCCAAGUCUGACGUCAUCCAGGAUGGGAAGUGGAACCACCUGCGAGGGCCCUACAAGGAGGUCCACUGGAGUAAGAUGGAGGGACGCAACUUUGUCUACAAGAUGGAGCUUCUCAUGGCUGCCCUCACCCCCUGUCCUUAGGUCUGGCCACUAUCACACUCUCUCUUGCUAUCUCUGAUAGGAUUCAGCACAUAGAAAACAAACUUGGUCCACUUUUGUUGAAAUCAUGCAUUGAUGUUAGUAUAAUUGCUUGGACAUUAGACUUACCCGUGUCGAUGUAAAAAUAUAUAUUUCAAAUGUUGUUACAGAAGAAAAUACCUCUGAAAAUAAAUAUAUGAUUUGUU
Molecule: messenger RNA, 2297 nt
Organism: Oncorhynchus kisutch (coho salmon)
Lineage: Eukaryota; Metazoa; Chordata; Actinopteri; Salmoniformes; Salmonidae
Gene: med17
Product: mediator complex subunit 17
Exons: 12
Coding region: 37-2094 (685 amino acids)
Biological process (GO): regulation of transcription by RNA polymerase II
Cellular component (GO): core mediator complex; mediator complex
Molecular function (GO): transcription coregulator activity
Source: RefSeq, a predicted model, not a curated record